CCCGCAGGCAGGAGCUGCCAUGGAUCUGGUCCUGGACGCUGCCGACCGGCACCUCCUCACACCCUACGUGUACCCCGCCGGCUGGCCCGAAGGCGAGCCCUGCCGCCAGCUCCUCAGCCUCUUCGUCAUCACCAACCUGGGGGCACUCGCCCUCUACCUGCUCUUCGGCACCCUCAGCUACUACUUCAUCUUUGACCACCAACUCAAGAAACAUCCCCAGUUCCUAGAGAACCAGGUGCGUCGGGAGAUCACCUAUGCGCUGCGCUCCCUCCCCUGGAUCAGUGUGCCCACCGUCGCCCUGUUCUUCGCCGAGGUGCGGGGCUACAGCAAGCUCUACGACAACAUCGAGGACUCCCCAUACGGCUGGUCGGGCGUCUUCCUCAGCAUGCUGUCCUUCCUCUUCUUCACCGACAUGGGCAUCUACUGGAUACACCGCGCUCUCCACCACAAACUGCUCUAUAAGCGCUUCCACAAGCCUCACCACCUCUGGAAGAUCGCGACGCCCUUUGCCAGCCACGCCUUCCACCCUGUCGACGGCUUCAUGCAGAGCCUGCCCUACCACGUCUACCCCUUCCUCUUUCCCCUGCACAAAGUCACCUACUUGGGACUUUACAUCUUCGUCAACGUCUGGACCAUCUCCAUUCACGACGGCGACUACCGUGUCCCCCGCCUCUUGCGGCACAUCAUCAAUGGAUCGGCCCACCACACCGACCACCACUUGUACUUCGACUACAACUAUGGGCAGUACUUCACACUCUGGGACAAGAUCGGCGGCUCCUACAAGAGCCCCACGGCCUUCGAGGGCAAAGGCCCCCACGACUACUUGCGCAAGCUCCGAGAGAAAGGCCCGGGGGUGCCCAACGGCCCCCUGGCCACCAAGACUGAGUAGGGUUCCCACCGGCCCAGGCCCUCUCCAGGAUGAGAUUCCCCAGCCAGAUCUUAUCCCAUUCCUCCCUGGCCUCUUGAGACUACUUUCCCAUGGACAAAGAUCCCCCAUUCCGUGACAGCGCGACUGGUGUGGGGCGAUUCUCAGAACCCGAAGCCGCUCCUGCAGCUGGGGUGACGUGCUCAGAGGCCGACAGGCACUCGUGGUCUGGGUGGACCUCCUGCCCCGGCUGGAAACCCCAGGUUCCACAUCCCUGCUUGCUGUGAGUGCUGACAUUGGUGCCUACCGCCUCCGACACAUGACACCCACCAACCUCAGAGGUCCUACAGCAUGACCCACAG
Messenger RNA from Gavia stellata (red-throated loon), 1227 nucleotides. RefSeq names its product sterol-C5-desaturase (gene SC5D). The transcript is spliced from 5 exons. The record is from RefSeq and is a predicted model, not a curated record. NCBI's taxonomy places the organism in Eukaryota, Metazoa, Chordata, Aves, Gaviiformes, Gaviidae. Gene Ontology annotation, molecular function: oxidoreductase activity; iron ion binding. The coding region runs from base 20 to 889 and encodes 289 amino acids.